Molecule: messenger RNA, 2004 nt
Organism: Zalophus californianus (California sea lion)
Lineage: Eukaryota; Metazoa; Chordata; Mammalia; Carnivora; Otariidae
Gene: MCOLN1
Product: mucolipin 1
Exons: 14
Coding region: 124-1857 (577 amino acids)
Cellular component (GO): lysosomal membrane; plasma membrane
Molecular function (GO): NAADP-sensitive calcium-release channel activity
Source: RefSeq, a predicted model, not a curated record
UCAGCUGACGCGAGAGGGUUUGAAGCGGCGCCGCGAGGGAGCGAGGCCGCUGCAGCCGCGGCGGGCGCCCGGACCCCGGCUGCCCGGCCGCGUCCGGCGGCGUCCGGCGCUCCCCGCCCCGGCAUGGCGGCCCCCGUGGGCCGGCGGGGCUCAGAGACCGAGCGGCUCCUAACCCCCAGUCCUGGGUAUGGCACCCAGGCUGGGGCUUCCCCGGUCCCUCCGGAAGAGGAGGACCUCCGCCGCCGGCUCAAGUACUUCUUCAUGAGUCCCUGUGACAAAUUUCGGGCCAAAGGCCGCAAGCCCUUCAAGCUGAUGCUGCAAGUCGUGAAGAUCUUAGUGGUCACCGUGCAGCUCAUCCUGUUUGGGCUCAGCAACCAGCUGGCAGUGACAUUCCGGGAGGAGAACACCAUUGCCUUCCGGCACCUCUUUCUGCUGGGCUACUCGGAUGGGGCAGAUGACACCUUCGCGGCCUACACACGGGAACAGCUCUACCAGGCCAUCUUCCAUGCUGUAGACCAGUACCUGAUGCUCCCUGAUGUGUCGCUAGGCCGGUAUGCCUACGUGCGGGGCGGGGGUGGCCCCUGGGCCAACGGCUCGGCCCUGGCCCUCUGCCAGCAGUACUACCACCGAGGCCACGUGGACCCAGCCAACGACACCUUUGACAUUGAUCCCAUGGUUGUCACUGACUGCAUCCAGGUGGACCCCCCUGAGAGACCCCUUGUGCCCCCCAGUGAUGAUCUCUCCCUCUCGGACGGCAGCGCCAGUUACAAGAACCUCACGCUGAAAUUCCACAAGCUGAUCAACGUCACCAUCCACUUCCAGCUGAAGACCAUCAAUCUCCAGAGCCUGAUCAACAAUGAAAUUCCAGACUGCUACACCUUCAGUGUCCUGAUCACUUUUGACAAUAAGGCGCACAGUGGGCGUAUCCCAAUCAGCCUGGAGACCCAGGCCCACAUCCAGGAGUGUAAGCACCCCAGCGUCUUCAGGCAUGGAGACAACAGCUUCCGGCUCCUGUUCGAUGUGGUCGUGAUCCUUACCUGCUCCUUCUCUUUCCUGCUGUGUGCCCGCUCACUGCUGCGUGGCUUUCUGCUGCAGAACGAGUUUGUUGGGUUCAUGUGGCGGCAGCGGGGACGGGUCAUCAGCCUCUGGGAUCGGCUGGAAUUUGUCAAUGGCUGGUACAUCCUGCUGGUCACCAGCGAUGUGCUCACCAUCUCGGGCACCAUCAUGAAGAUUGGCAUUGAAGCCAAGAACCUGGCAAGCUACGACGUCUGCAGCAUUCUCCUGGGCACCUCCACGUUGCUCGUCUGGGUCGGCGUCAUCCGCUACCUGACCUUCUUCCAUAAGUACAAUAUUCUCAUUGCCACACUGCGGGUGGCCCUGCCCAGCGUUAUGCGUUUCUGCUGUUGUGUGGCUGUCAUCUACUUGGGCUAUUGCUUCUGUGGCUGGAUCGUGUUGGGCCCCUACCAUGUGAAGUUUCGCUCGCUGUCCAUGGUGUCGGAGUGCCUGUUCUCGCUCAUCAACGGGGACGACAUGUUCGUGACGUUUGCUGCAAUGCAGGCUCAGCAGGGCCGAAGCAGCCUCGUCUGGCUGUUCUCCCAGCUCUACCUCUACUCCUUCAUCAGCCUCUUCAUCUACAUGGUGCUGAGCCUGUUCAUCGCGCUCAUCACUGGAGCCUACGACACCAUCAAGCACCCAGGCGGUGCUGGCGCAGAGGAGAGCGAGCUCCAGGCCUACAUUGCUCAGUGCCGGGACAGCCCCACCUCUGGCAAGUUCCGCCGCGGGAGCGGCUCGGCCUGCAGCCUCCUCUGCUGCUGCGGCAGGGACGCCUCGGAGGAGCAUUCGCUGCUGGUGAAUUGAGUUGGACCCGCCACUGCUACAGGACAUUAGCCCUCAGACUGCGGAGACUCACGCUUAUUUAUUUUUAGGGUUUUUGCUUUUAAGGACCGGUUCCCUGCCGCGCCCUAAGGACCUGGCCCAGUCGGGUCGGACACGGGUGGGACAGGG